Aspergillus ruber CBS 135680 is the source of this 225-nucleotide messenger RNA. Its product is annotated as U4/U6-U5 snRNP complex subunit LSM6. The annotation marks the transcript as partial. The transcript is spliced from 2 exons. NCBI's taxonomy places the organism in Eukaryota, Fungi, Ascomycota, Eurotiomycetes, Eurotiales, Aspergillaceae. The record is from RefSeq and is a predicted model, not a curated record. Gene Ontology annotation, biological process: maturation of SSU-rRNA; mRNA splicing, via spliceosome. Gene Ontology annotation, cellular component: U4/U6 x U5 tri-snRNP complex; sno(s)RNA-containing ribonucleoprotein complex; P-body. Gene Ontology annotation, molecular function: RNA binding.
AUGGAGAACGGUGCGCCGCCUGAUGGCAAAGACCCAUCAGCAUUCCUCAGUGAAAUUAUUGGAGCUCCAGUAACUGUGAAACUGAAUUCUGGAGUUGUAUACAAAGGCGAACUUCAAUCAGUGGAUGGUUACAUGAAUAUUGCUUUGGAAAAGACUGAAGAAUAUGUGAAUGGAGUUUUGAGGAAGAACUUUGGAGAUGCUUUUGUCCGCGGAAACAAUGGUUUG